CCUCCCUUUUUUAGUACUUAUAACCAGCAGACAGCCUUCCAAAAAAAGCAGAAAAAUUCACUCAGAGGCUGUUUCUUAUCUAGCUCAGUCACAGGAAGUGGGGGACACAGAGAGUACACUGUGGGUCAUUUUCCUUUUUUUUUUUUAGAGGACAGUAGGAAUAAUACACUCCUCAGUUUACUCCCAUCAACAGCCUCCAUCACCACAGUGAACGUCCUUCGAUUUCUCCUGUGAAAGGUAGAAAAUUAGCUACUAAAAUGGGAUGCUCUGGAUUCCUCAAAGCCAUGAUGGUGAUUUUCAAUGGCAUUAUCUUCUUGGCGGGUGCUGCCGUCCUGGGCGUUGGGAUCUGGGUGAAGGUGGACAGCGGCUCCGUCCUCAACUUUAUGGGGAAAAUAGAAAAUGCACCUGCAGAGCUCCGUCAGGUGCUCAAUGUGGGCUACCUGCUGAUAGCUAUAGGAGCUGUGCUGCUGGUCAUCGGUUUCCUGGGCUGCUGUGGAGCCAUCAAGGAGAGCAAGUGUAUGCUGCUGCUGUUUUUCACCAUAGUCUUGGUGGUCUUCAUAGCGGAGGUUGCGGGAGCAGUGGUGAUUUUGGUAUUCAGACCCUUGGCAGACGAGUUGUUCAGCAAGUUUGGCGUAGCAGCAGUUCAGAACAUCCGUAAGGACUAUGGGAAAAAUCCUGACGUCACCGGACUCUGGAAUACUACCAUGAGCACGUUGCAUUGUUGUGGAUUCUACAACGCCUCAGACUUCGUGGGCUCUCCGUAUUAUGCAGAUAAUGGCCAGCUAUUCCCACCACAGUGCUGUUCGGGCUUUGUUGUUAAGUGUAACCAAGUGGCAGUAGAAAGUGACAAGAACAUCACGGGUUGCUUUCCAAAGAUCAAAGAGCUGAUCGAUGACAACGCGGUGGUUAUUGUCGGAGUGGCCCUGGGAAUUGCAGCUCUGGAGAUAUGUGCCAUGGCUGUUGCUAUGAUCCUUUACUGCAGAAUAAAAUCCAGGGAGGACUAACUGCAAAUGGGAAAAGGAUCGGUCUAAUCACUGGAGCGUUUCUACUUCCUUUAUCCCCUCUAGAGGAAUGAAGGGCUAUGCUUUCAUUUUGCUAAAAACGCCUAAGACAGUCAAUGUCAGAUCUUGUGCAAUCAGAACGACUGAAUGAUAUAACAAAUCUAUUUUUACUACAUUUAAAUCUAUCUAAUAGAUGCCGCACAUGAAUGAUCUAUUUCCGAAAGAACUUUGUAAAAAAAAAGCUUCACAUACUGCCUACUUUACCAAAAAUACUGUAAACAUCAUCCGUGUCACUACUGUACCUGCAACACAUGGGCGGUUGAUGAGGAAUCGCAUAUCUUUUACUGUGAUAAUGAAACAAAGGCUGGCAUGUUGCACGCAGGAUGCAGCUUGUGAAAUAGCAACAGGAACUCUAUUAUUCUACAGUAUGUAUGUUUGUAUGUUGUGUGGUGAUCAAUUUUGAAAUAAAUUAUAAAGUAUUUCUAUGUCA
This is a messenger RNA of Eleginops maclovinus (Patagonian blennie), 1491 nucleotides long. RefSeq names its product tetraspanin 34b (gene tspan34b). The coding region runs from base 258 to 1004 and encodes 248 amino acids. NCBI's taxonomy places the organism in Eukaryota, Metazoa, Chordata, Actinopteri, Perciformes, Eleginopidae. The transcript is spliced from 8 exons. The record is from RefSeq and is a predicted model, not a curated record. Gene Ontology annotation, cellular component: plasma membrane.